AUCUGUGGAAAAUAGCGGACGGGAUAAAAAGAGGGCAAAGUGACAUCGAUUGCCGAUACGUCCGACGAGUUUAUGUGGUGUGAACUGUACAUGCAUGUUGAGUGAAUAUCUGUCGCAAACUCUCGACUCGAGGAUCUUCAGAUUCCACGUUGAUCGCACGCACAUCGCGCGGAGUCAAUUGUCGCCACGUUGAAUACUCGUAAUCAGCGAGCUGCUAAAUCGAUAUAUGUGUUUCUUGUAGAACAUGUUGAGUCGUGAAGUGCUCGCCGGGGGAAUUUAAACGCAGCCGGGAAGGACAAUGCCUGACAUUUGCUCCACGAGAGUGUCGGACAAUUCCUGUUGACUCCCCGUGACUCUCUGUGGAUCCUGGAUUAAGGGAGGGAUCGAUCGCGCGGAAAAUCGUCGUACUCGGAAUACGCGCGAGUAAGAUACUAAAAGCACGCACGUUUCGUUUAAGUGUUUCGCUCGCAUCUACAAUUCACGUCGCACAAUCGAUCGCAAACAUGUCGAGCUCACCGCGAACACGAAAAAUGCCGCCCAGGCCAAAGAUCUUGCUUCCGGUUCCCGGACAGUACUACGGUCCGCCGACGGGGACCGGUAUGGGCUACGUACCGACGCCGUACGGACAAACGCCGGUGCCCAUGACGCCGGUUUCCGGCCACCAGCCGCAGAUGUUCUACGCUAACCGGGCCAGCGAGUUCGUCUUCACGCAAUUCAAGGGGAUCAAGGAUCUGACGAAAUCUGGUCUCAGCGUGGGUGAGAAGAGCGCCUAUUGGCUCUACGAGAAGGUCAGUUCCUGGAGCAAAAGAUGGUUCACGCAUAUUUUUUUAUUCGUUGUCAUACUUCUGUACAGCAUCGCCGGGGCGAUGAUUUUCGUAGCGGUUGAAGGCACGGUCGAGCAAACUGCUGUCUUGGACAUCCGGAAGAAGAGGUAG
Messenger RNA from Wasmannia auropunctata (little fire ant), 935 nucleotides. RefSeq lists its product as uncharacterized. The transcript is spliced from 2 exons. Bases 504 to 935 code for a protein of 143 amino acids. NCBI's taxonomy places the organism in Eukaryota, Metazoa, Arthropoda, Insecta, Hymenoptera, Formicidae. The record is from RefSeq and is a predicted model, not a curated record.